AUGCCUCCGCAAAGUGAACUCAUUCACCAUUUCGGCCAACACUCCAUCCCCGCCCUUCGCCGGCCCAUCUCCCCGCUCGACUACAAGCUCAAAGGGCAGCCCGCAGUCUACAACCUCGUCGACAGCCUCGGCUCGCCUCAGACCUAUCCUUCCCCGGCCAAUCGCGCCGAGGCCAGGUGCGGCGAGCGCGAGCGGUUCUGGGUCGGCGACGCAGUCCCCAACCGCUACUGCAAGCGGCAGCGGCGCCCCUAG
This is a messenger RNA of Apiotrichum porosum, 252 nucleotides long. RefSeq lists its product as uncharacterized. Lineage: Eukaryota; Fungi; Basidiomycota; Tremellomycetes; Trichosporonales; Trichosporonaceae. Bases 1 to 252 code for a protein of 83 amino acids. The transcript is spliced from 2 exons. The record is from RefSeq and is a predicted model, not a curated record.